This is a messenger RNA of Drechmeria coniospora, 2502 nucleotides long. Its product is annotated as long chain fatty alcohol oxidase. The record is from RefSeq and is a predicted model, not a curated record. NCBI's taxonomy places the organism in Eukaryota, Fungi, Ascomycota, Sordariomycetes, Hypocreales, Ophiocordycipitaceae. Gene Ontology annotation, molecular function: oxidoreductase activity, acting on CH-OH group of donors; flavin adenine dinucleotide binding. Bases 1 to 2502 code for a protein of 833 amino acids. The transcript is spliced from 5 exons.
AUGAACUCCACUUCUGGUCCGCUCCCCAGCCCAGGACGUCGACAUCGCCUGACCCGACGUGAUUUCCCUCCCCAGGUCGUGCAAGGGACGGCUUGCAUUGUCCGUGCCGUUCGAUCAGAGAGGUACCACGACAGGACCACGUUUGGACAUUCAAAGGCACGGAAACAGCUGGAGGCUGAGCAAGCAUCGUGCAAGGCCGCCUCACCGCCCGUGACAGCUCUGCGCUCUCCCACCUCGGUCCUCCGACGGCCAACCUCUGCGAACAUGGGCUCUCCCUCGCAAGCGUACGUGGCCACGCCGCUGCCCGACCCUCCCUCGGACGACUUCAUGUCGGCGGAACAGUGGGAGACCUUCUUUGCCCUUCUCGACGGCAUCCUGCCCUCCAUCUCCGACACGGCGGCGACGACAAAGGAAAAGACGAGGCUCGUGCUGGCCAAGGAUGAAUUCGAGGGGCUGCUGGACCGAAUGACGAGCUCGCUGCCCGGAUCGGUCGGCCGAGACGACGUUCGGGAUCAUCUGCAGUACCGACCCGUCGACGACGAAGAAUUUCGCCUCGACUGCCUGCGCUCCCUGGCCAUCGCGCCGCAGAGGGCUCAGUUGGCCCACAUCUUGCACCUGCUCGGAACCCACUCCGGCAGUCUUCUCAUGACGGGCUACUGGCACCCCGUCAAGGAACAGCCGGCCAAGACGCGCGAGGCCAUUGUCAAAUCGUGGGCCCACUCCAAGCUCCUGAGCCUGCGAACGCUCGCCAAGUCGCUCACGGCGGCGGCGAGCAAGGCGUACGGCAUCACCAACCCAUACCUCGGCUCGCUGUCCGGGUACACCGACGUCCCCCGCGACUGGAAGGCCGGCGCGGGCUACGACUUCAAGUUCGUGCAAGUCGACGCGGGAUCGGGCGUGCACGAAAUCACCACCGACGUCGUCAUCGUCGGAUCCGGCUGCGGCGGUGCCGUCUCGGCCAAGAACAUGGCCGAGGCCGGCCACAAGGUUCUCGUCGUCGACAAGGGCUACUACUACCCGCCCUCGCAGUUUCCCAUGGCGCAGAAGGCGGCCUGCAGCCACCUCUUCGACAACGCCGGCGUCUACAUCUCGGACGACAGCAGCACGAGCGUCCUCUGCGGCGGCACCUGGGGUGGCGGCGGCACCGUCAACUGGAGCGUCUGCCUCCGGCUGCAACGCUUCGUCCGCGAGGAGUGGGCCGCCACCGGCCUGCCGCUCUUCACCUCGUCCGACUACGACGAGUGCGAGGAUCGAGUGUGGAGCUUCAUCGGCGCGAGCAAGGACGGCAUCCGUCACAACCACCGGAACCAGGCGCUCCUGGACGGAGCCGGCAAGCUCGGGUGGAAGGCGAGUGCCGUCGAGCAGAACACGGCCGGCAAGGAGCACUACUGCGGCCAAUGUCACCUGGGCUGCGGCUCAGGCGUGAAGCGAGGCCCGACCGUCGCGUGGCUGCCCGCCGCCGCCGAAGCGGGUGCCGAGUUCAUGGAGGGAUUCGAGGUGCGCAACGUCACAUUUGCCGACGACGGCGUCACGGCGACGGGCGUCGAGGGAGUGUGGACUUCGAGGGAUGCCGAGGGUCAGGUGCACCGCCCGUCGAGCACGAGGACGCAACGCACCGUGCGAAUCAAGGCCGACAAGGUCAUCCUCUCGGCGGGCUCCCUUUGGACCCCCGUCAUCCUCGAGCGGAGUGGCGUCAAGAAUGCCAACGUCGGAAGGCACCUGCACCUUCACCCCUGCAACCUCGUCACGGCGGCGUUCGGCGAUGACGUGAGGCCAUGGGAGGGCGGCAUCAUCACGAGCUACAGCAGCGAAUUCGAGAACCUCGACGGCAAGGGCCACGGCGUCAAGCUCGAGCCCACAUGCAUGGUGCCCUACGCGACGCUGGCUAUGCAGCCGUGGCACGGGGGGCUCGACGCGAAGCUGCUGGCGCUCAAGCUGCGGCAGCUCAACACCUUCAUCGCGCUGACGCGGGACCGGGACGCGGGACGCGUCUACGCCGACGGCAAGACGGGGCGACCGCGCAUCUCGUACGCCGUGUCCGACUUUGACCGCGACCACACGCUUGAGGGCGUGCAGGCGCUGGCCAAGCUCUGCUACGUCAACGGCGCGACGGAGAUUCGACCUCACCUGCCCGGGCUCGAAGCGUACGUGGCCGACGACGGCGGCGAGCGGCAGAGGAGGCACGUCGCCGGCACGGACCCCGAGUUCACCGACGCCGCCUUUGCCGGCUGGCUUCGGCAGCUGCGCAGGGUCGGCAACAAGCCGCCCGUGGCCAUCUGGGCGUCGGCGCACCAGAUGGGCUCGUGCCGCAUGGGCGCGACGGCCGACGCCGGCGUCGUGGACCAGAGCGGCAAGGUGUGGAACACCAGCGGCCUCUUCGUCGCCGACGCGAGCGUGUUCCCGAGCGCCAGCGGCGUCAACCCGAUGGUGACGGUCAUGUCCGUCGCCGACUGGAUCUCGCGGGGCGUGGCGAGGGAGCUGAGCCUGUCGAAGAAACGAUGA